Molecule: messenger RNA, 2553 nt
Organism: Eutrema salsugineum
Lineage: Eukaryota; Viridiplantae; Streptophyta; Magnoliopsida; Brassicales; Brassicaceae
Exons: 7
Coding region: 1-2553 (850 amino acids)
Source: RefSeq, a predicted model, not a curated record
AUGUGGUAUCUACCUAUUGCUGACAGAUUGAAGAGAAUGUAUCAGAGCAAGAAGACGGCAGCGGCAAUGAGAUGGCAUGCGGAGCACCAAGCAAAGGAAGGAGAAAUGUGUCAUCCCUCUGAUGCUGCGGAGUGGAAAUAUUUUCAAGAUCUACAUCCCCAGUUUGCCGAAGAACCUCGUAACGUUUAUCUUGGAUUAUGUACAGAUGGGUUCAAUCCUUUUGGCAUGUCUCACAAUCAUUCCUUAUGGCCUGUGAUCUUGACUCCUUACAAUUUACCCCCAAGUAUGUGCAUGAAGACAGAGUACUUAUUCCUUACAAUAUUGAAUUCUGGGCCAAAUCAUCCGCGAGCUAGUCUUGAUAUCUUCCUCCGCCCACUUAUUGAGGAGUUAAAAGAAUUAUGGUCAGUUGGAGUAGAUGCAUAUGAUGUAUCCUUGAAUCAAAAUUUCAAAUUAAGAGCUGUGUUGAUGUGGACGAUAAGCGACUUUCCGGCAUAUGGUAUGUUAUCUGGAUGGACGACCCACGGUAAAUUGUCUUGUCCAAUUUGCAUGGAAGACACAAAGGCUUUUUAUCUGCCAAAUGGAAGGAAGACGUGUUGGUUUGAUUGUCAUAGAAGGUUUCUUCCUCAGGGUCAUCCAUUAAGGAAGAAUAUAAAAGACUUUUUGAAGGGUAGACACGCUAUCAAUGAGUAUCCACCAGAGUCUUUGAACGGUGAGCAAGUUUAUACCGAGCGGAUUAAAUCUGUCAAGCCCCCAAAAACAUCGGAGUGCGGUGGAAACGGUCAUGAAAAAAAGAAGGCUGGAUACGGGAAGUGGCAUAACUGGCACAAAGAAAGCAUAUUUUGGGAGUUGCCGUACUGGACGGACCUCAAUCUCCGACAUAAUCUUGAUGUGAUGCAUAUAGAGAAGAAUUUUUUCGACAACAUCAUCAAUACUCUUAUGAGUGUGGCGGGUAGAUCAAAAGACACAAUCAAGUCAAGAUUGGAUAUAGAACGAUUCUGUGAUCGAGCUCACUUACACGUUGAUGCGAAUGGUGAAGCACCUUUUCCUGUAUACACAUUGGAAGAAGCUGACAGGAAAAAAUUAUUGGAAUGCGUGAAAAUGGUACAAUUCCCAGACGGUUAUGCGGCAGACUUAGCAAGUUGUGCUGAUAUAGAGAAAGGAAAGUUUUCAGGCAUGAAGAGUCAUGACUGCCAUGUUUUUAUGGAGCGGCUACUUCCAUUUAUCUUUGCAGAACUUCUUGAUCGCAAUGUCCAUCUUGCAUUAUCAGGGGUUGGAGCAAUCUUCCGUGACUUAUGUUCUAGAACUUUGCAAAAAGACCGCGUCAAAAUUCUGAAACAAAACAUUGUUUUAAUCUUGUGCAAUUUGGAAAAGAUCUUCCCACCCUUGUUUUUUGACGUGAUGGAGCACCUCCCUAUACAUCUCCCCUAUGAAGCUGAAUUAGGAGGCCCUAUGCAGUAUAGAUGGAUGUAUCCUUUUGAAAGGUUUUUCAAAAAGUUGAAGGCAAAAGCAAAGAACAAAAGAUAUGUUGAAGGCAAAAGAUCGAUUGUUGAAUCGUAUAUCAGUGACGAGAUAGCUUAUUUCACAGAGCAUUACUUUGCUUCAAAUAUACAAACGAAAUCAAGGUUAACAAGAUUCGAUGAAGGUGAAGCCCCCGUAUUUGAUGUCCCUGGAGUUCCUGAAAUAUUUACUCACAUAGGUCGUCCAAGUGGUCAAAUGCAUGAAAUAUGGCUUUCAGAGAAAGACCAUCGGGUCGCACAUGCAUAUGUUUUGCGAAAUUGUGAAUACUUUCAGCCUUUUGAGAGUAUGUUUGAAGAUUAUAUCUCUACAAAAUAUCCAGCACUCUCUGAAAAAGAAGUUUCCGCAAAAAGAGCUGACGAGUAUCCUGCAUGGGUUACUUACUGGAAUGCCACAAAUCCUUUUCCUAUUUGGGUUCAAGACAUAGUACACGGACCUGUGAAUAAGAAUCAUGGAAUGGGACGGAAGACAUGUAACUAUGGGGUCUGUGUCAAAGGAGAAAAUUAUACGGAUGCAUCAGAUGAUGCUGAUUUCUACGGGACUUUAACUGAUAUUAUACAACUGGAGUAUGAGGGAAUGGUAAAUUUGAAGAUCACACUUUUUAAGUGUAACUGGUAUGACCCUGUUAUUGGUAGAGGCACUCGAAGGAGCAAUGGCGGCAUCGUUGAUGUUCUUUCAUCAAGAAGAUAUAACAAAUAUGAGCCAUUUAUUCUGGCUUCUCAAGCGGACCAAGUUUGUUUCAUCCCGUAUCCAUACCGCAAGAGACCGAAACAAUUGUGGCUUAACGUGUUAAAAGUAAAUCCGAGAGGAAAUAUUUCUGGAGAAUAUGAAAACAAAGAACCUGCGCUUUUGCAAGAAAUUAAUGAUGAUGCUGUCAUGCUAACUACAAUUGAAGAUCUCGUGGUUGACAAUCGAGUGCACGGGGUGAAUCCGAUAAAUCUAGAUUUCGACGUUGGAGAUGCAGAACCUGAUGAUGAAUUUCAUUGUAAUUUAUCCUCUUCAGAUGAUGAUGAAGAGGCUGAGGAAGAACCUUACUAG